AAGAGGAAAGGGGAUUCUAGACAUCGAAAGGCCCUACUGCUCAAAUAAUAGAAAUAAAUAAUACAUUAAAGGAUCUGUUUUGGCAUGAAUUAGAUUUAUGAGAUGAUAUAAUUAUGGCAAAAGCUAUACCAAGAAGUGGUUCACGUAAGAAUAGACAUACGGGUUCACGUAAAAAUGCGCGUAGAAUACCAAAGGGAGUUAUUCAUGUUCAAGCAAGUUUCAACAAUACUAUUGUAAUUGUUACAGAUGUACGGGGGCGGGUAAUUUCUUGGUCCUUCGCCGGUACUUGUGGAUUCAAGGGUACAAGAAGAGGGACACCAUUUGCCGCUCAAACCGCAGCAGGAAAUGCUAUUUGGACAGUAGUGGAUCAAGGUAUGCAACAAGCAGAAGUCAUGAUAAAAGGCACGGGUCUUGGAAGAGAUGCGGCAUUAAGGGCUAUUCGUAGAAGUGGUAUACUAUUAAGUUUCAUACGAGAUAUAACCCCUAUGCCACAUAAUGGCUGUAGGCCCCCUAAAAAAAGGCAUGUGUAA
This is a messenger RNA of Humulus lupulus (European hop), 530 nucleotides long. RefSeq names its product small ribosomal subunit protein uS11c. The transcript has a single exon. Gene Ontology annotation, molecular function: small ribosomal subunit rRNA binding; structural constituent of ribosome; mRNA 5'-UTR binding. The coding region runs from base 114 to 530 and encodes 138 amino acids. Gene Ontology annotation, cellular component: mitochondrial small ribosomal subunit; ribosome. Gene Ontology annotation, biological process: translation; maturation of SSU-rRNA from tricistronic rRNA transcript (SSU-rRNA, 5.8S rRNA, LSU-rRNA); ribosomal small subunit assembly. The record is from RefSeq and is a predicted model, not a curated record. Lineage: Eukaryota; Viridiplantae; Streptophyta; Magnoliopsida; Rosales; Cannabaceae.